GGCCCUUGUUUGCUCCCCCCUCCCCCCAUUAAUGAAAGAUAACAUCAAGACAUCAAUGUGAUUCAAAACAUGAUUGUAGCACACUGGUAAUAAUGAAGAAUCACAUUAUUGGUGUCAUGAGUUUGCAUGUACAUGUAUAAUCAUUUUUAUUUCAUGAUCACAUUUAUUGUUUAUUUAUGACGUUUUAACAUGUUUAAAGUUAAUCUUAUUCUUCUGUUUGCAGGACCUAGGCCUUAUGUGACUGUCAAUGAAGAUGGAGAGAGAGUUUACCACUGCGAUGGAUGUACCUCUACAUAUGAAAACAAUCACCAAUUUUAUUUAUGUAUGAAGAGUCACCAUGGUGAAACCCCAUUCAUAUGUCAAACAUGUGGAAGCAGGAGUGAUACCCUAUUUUAUUGGACAAGGCAUAUGAGGUCACACACUGAUAUGAGGAGCUAUGAAUGUCAGUACUGUGGAAAAACUUUUAAAACCAGAGUGACCUAUCAGGAACAUAUAAGAUUAGAAGAAGGCAAACAACCAUAUAUCUGUGAAAUUUGUGGAAAAAGAUUCACCAGUAAUUUCAAGUUGAGCGGACAUUUGACCACACAUAAUCCUAAGAUGACCAAAUGCGAGAUAUGUCAGAAAAGUGUGAGAAAGGACUUAUUGAAAGGACAUAUAUUCAAAACACACACUAAUACAUUUAGAUGUGACACCUGUGGGCGUCAGUUUUCGCGAAAAGAUAAUUUGCUGGUCCACCAGAGGAUACAUACUGGAGAAAAACCUUAUAAAUGUGAAACAUGUGAUAAAUGUUUCAUCCAGAUGUCUUCUCUCAAUAGUCACAGGAAUAUAUGUCUCAAAUUAGCCCAUAAGAACAUUGGCAAAAACAAAAUAAAAAAAAUAUGAUAGUAAUGGAUCACAAUAACAAUGCAAUUAGUUUUAAAACACAAAUGAAACAUUAUUGUAGAGUAUGACAUAAACAAUGUAAUAUGAAUGUAAAUAUGAUAGUGAGAGAACACAGUGCGUUGCUUUUUAUAUAAAAUAUAUCAUAAUUGUUACGGAUCACAUAAAAUAGAAAUAUAAUAUGCUUUGGAAGAUCACAUAAAAUAGAAAUAUAAUAUGCUUUGGAAAAUAAUAUAUCAUAAAACUGAAGGAUCGCAUUAAAUAACAAUAGUAUGUGUCCCUCAGAACAUUAUUAGCUCAUUUGACCAUAAAUAUAUCAUAAUAGUGAAAUAUCACGUGAAAUAGUUAUGUCCCUUAUACUGUUAGAGCAUAAAUGUACCAUGAUACUUUAUAGUAAAGGACCACAUUGAAUAACAAUUUGCUUCCUUACAAGCAUGUAACAUCAUUGUGAUCUUAUUAAAUAGCACAUUGUGCAAUAUGUGCCUUGGAACAUCAAUGAAAUCAAUCAAUAAAAAUAAAGAAUC
Molecule: messenger RNA, 1403 nt
Organism: Owenia fusiformis
Lineage: Eukaryota; Metazoa; Annelida; Polychaeta; Sabellida; Oweniidae
Source: the annotation of a GenBank genome assembly